Messenger RNA from Anopheles coustani, 2533 nucleotides. RefSeq names its product protein O-glucosyltransferase 2-like. The record is from RefSeq and is a predicted model, not a curated record. Gene Ontology annotation, cellular component: endomembrane system. Gene Ontology annotation, molecular function: glucosyltransferase activity; protein binding. The transcript has 3 exons. NCBI's taxonomy places the organism in Eukaryota, Metazoa, Arthropoda, Insecta, Diptera, Culicidae. Bases 109 to 1638 code for a protein of 509 amino acids.
CAACCAGAAGUGCAUCACGAAGUCACGCUUCAGUUACCGCGAUACGAAAAGUGUACGAGGAAGAUCGGGUGUUGUUUUUUCGCGGGAAAGCAAAUCCAACCCCACAGCAUGGUAACGGAUCAAUCGGGAAGGUACUUGCGUUUGCUGUUGGCGUUGGUAUGCUGGACUUGUGCGCAUUGCACCAAAACGGAUCGUACGAUCGAUCCGACUAAGAGCCGUGUAUGGGGACCAGGAGUGGAAAUACCAGACCGGGCCACCCUUCCAGCGCGUUACUUCUUCAUCGAACCAAGAGACGCGGAGAGUAAAAAAAUCAAUGAGUCUCAAAAGUACGACGUUCAUAUUAUCGGACAGUCUCGUUUUGGGUCCUGCCGGUAUCGAUUGAGCCAGAUUGAUCGCCACGAUGGAUCAAGCAUCAUUCGGUACAAGUUGGCCGAAUCGUGUAGUGAUGUAUCGAUCCACGUCCGGCACAACAGCAUCCAUUUGAACGGGUCUCCGUUCGUCAUCCAUGGCACACUGUACUCGGAGCAGUGCUACUGUCCGCAGGGCUCGGUUGACGAGUGGCUCGAGACGGUCCGCUGCCCAUUGGGUGAUCCUCAGAUCGACAUGGAUCUCAUACCGUUCCGGGCCAUCAAUUUCUCCAGUCUACGCACCCGCAUGAUUCAGCAGUACGACAAACCGGGUAGCAUUUCACACUGCAACUAUGUAAUCCUGCGGAAUCAGGUACACCGACGUUGCUACGGGCAACAUACGGGUUUCAGCAAGUUCAUGGACACGAUCCUGUUGUCGUUGGCGCGCAAGUUUACGCUACCCGACAUGGAGCUGUUCGUAAACCUGGGCGACUGGCCGCUGGUGAAGAAGGGUGGCCAGAGCCGCACUACCGGACCGUUCCCGAUUUUUUCUUGGUGCGGCAGCGACGACACAUUCGAUAUAGUGAUGCCGACGUACGAUAUUACCGAAUCAACGCUCGAGAACAUGGGUCGCGUCAUGUUAGACAUGCUCUCAAUCCAACGAAGGGGAAUACCUUGGGCGGAGAAACAUCCAAAGGCUUUCUGGCGUGGACGGGACGCACGCCGUGAACGGUUGGAACUGGUGGCUCUCGCACGGCACCAUCCCGAUCUACUGAACGCGUCACUGACAAACUUUUUCUUCUUCCGUGACGAAGAAAGCGAGUUUGGCCCAAGGGUUGCGCAUAUUUCGAUGCAUGACUUUUUCGAUUACCGCUAUCAGGUUAAUGUGGACGGAACGGUAGCGGCGUACCGACUGCCGUACCUCCUUGCCGGCAGUUCGGUUGUGAUGAAACAGGAUUCGUUCUACUACGAACAUUUCUACCGGAAGCUGGUACCGAUGCGUCACUACAUCCCAUUCGAGGCAGACCUGUCGAACCUGGUGCAGCAGAUCGAGUGGGCCCGCGACAAUGACGAACAGGCGCGCGAAAUACGGGACAACGCGAACGCAUUCAUCAAUGCCAAUCUGCUACCGUUGGACAUUUACUGUUACCAUGCUUUACUGUUCAAGGAAUACGCCAAAUACAUUGUCAGCCCGAUUCAGGUGCAACCGGGCAUGGAGAAGAUUGAACAGCCUGACGAAGCCUACCACUGCCCGUGCGAGCGGACAACACUUCCGAGGGACGAACUGUAAACCCGCCUUCGGCUGGUCUUCAUACCACAAGUGACACGACGCGACCUGCAUUUAUUUCCUUUCUCUUCCCGCAUUGGGCAACUUACAACCUACCUAAUCGAACUAAGCAAAAAAAAAAAACAAACAAUUCUAUGACGCAACCUGCAAGCUGUGAUCGUUACGUUAUCAUUUUCCGUAGGGCAUUUUUCUCCCACCCCCCACUAAUAGGUAGAAAAAUGGGUUCGUAGAGUAAACUAAAGGUAGUUACGCGAUGGAUAAACACAGCAUUAAAUCCUGAGCAGAAACCGUAAACUAAUUGCUGAAAUAGUUACCCUCCCGAGAAGAAUUAAAAGUAUUACCGCUCGAAUUGAGAAUUUAGUAGGGAGUUAGUAUUAUAAAACUACUUUUUCUAGGGAACUGUAGCGCCCUGCUUGACUCUUGAGAGAGAGAGAGAGAGAGAGGUCUAAAUUUAAAGUGUGUGAAAUAGACAUUUUGCAAAGCUUUUUGGGGCAGAAAAGCAAAUUCUCUAAACGUUACUGAAAAUCUAUCCAGAAUUCUCGUAUUUUAACAAAGUUGAAAUAAACGCUACGAAAUUGAACCAUAAACUACAGCACCUAAGAGCUGUUACUUAUUUUUAAUUUCAACGGCUUGGUAUUGCUUUCGGCACUAUCAGAUUGAUUUUACUCCGCAGGAGAAUUCUUCGUUGUUGCUGAGCCGGUUAGUUCGAAACUAGUCAAAAACAAAACUCAUUUAAGGUUUUCUUUAGAAAAUGGUAUCGUAAACAAAAAUGGAGCCACGAAAAUGAUUUUAUUUAACACAAUAUAUAUGUAAAAAACAUUCAACCGACAACCCGGAUACAUCGAUUUAAUGAGCUUUACACUAUCGAUUUGAUUUUGUAAAUAUAAAAGUUAAAAAU